Paramacrobiotus metropolitanus is the source of this 3709-nucleotide messenger RNA. RefSeq lists its product as uncharacterized. Gene Ontology annotation, molecular function: protein binding. Bases 740 to 3013 code for a protein of 757 amino acids. The record is from RefSeq and is a predicted model, not a curated record. The transcript has 12 exons. Lineage: Eukaryota; Metazoa; Tardigrada; Eutardigrada; Parachela; Macrobiotidae. Gene Ontology annotation, biological process: regulation of DNA-templated transcription.
UCGAGAAAAAACACAUCCUAGACAGUACUCGUUAAGUGUUGCAUUGCAUCCCCAUAGAUCUUUAUUAUUGUGUGCACCACGGCGCACUCUUCAAGUUCGCCUCAAGAUGCGACGUUGUGAUUUGUGAGGAAGCACGUAUACUGGUCAGCAUAAGCCGGGCUGGAAGUUAUUCUUCCGCACACCGCUCGGAUUUAUGUACAUGCGCGUAUGCAGAUGAGCAUAAUAUACCGGCUGGGUAUUACACUGGUGACUAUCAAUUUGUGGGAUGGUUUCUUGCUGUGUUCAUCAUUUCUGUCUCUCAGUCGGAUGUAGGUUGAAAAGGAAACAAUCGGCACAUUUCGUAAGUGGUGCCGCCGAUGGUGUGUGAAUGUUUGUUCGGCUACAGCGUCGCGCUGGAGGAACAAUUGCCGUGAUCGAUGUAGUGUAUUUGUUUGUUACUGCUGAGAAUUACUAUAAUAUCCUCAUUGGGUUAUGCCAUCCACACGUGCCGAUUAAUUGAUCAUUUUUACUGUAUCGCUCCCGGCUGAGGGCGUCCAUAUCCUCCGUAGAGUUUUUUUGCUGGAGAUAAUUAUUGGAAAAACGCCCUAGCAAAUAGUGUUUCACAAGUGGUACUGCAGACUGACACAGUGUCAUCCAGUUGUCGCAACCGGCACGACUCGCGAGCCGGCGGAUUACGACCCUUCGACUGCAGGAGCGCAAAUUUUCAAGUCGCAAACUCCGUGAGCAGUUCCACCUCUUCAUGCCGUCCGCGUACGUUACUUACGAGGCCCCGCCUGCCGGUCGGCCACCGGUGGAGUUGGUGUCGCAGUCCGUCAAAGCGCCGACACCGGAGUGCCCGCUCCAUGCCACGCCGACAAGCGCCACGCCCAGUUCACACCAUGUAUCGGCCACCCUGACGAAUCCACAAAUCAAAAAUCUGGCAGCAAAACCGCCCACCAAAGAAUCUCCCAGACAAAACCGGCUGGAUUCCUGGUUAAACAGUACCGCUAAUCAUUUCCGCUCGCGCAAACCAUCACGUGAUCUGUCAGCUGAUCGGUUAAAUCGGAAUUUUAUCUGCCAAGCUAGAGAGCAUCACCGUAUGCACAGCUGUGACAGCAGCACAACAUAUGCCAGAUCUCUCGAUCCUCCGCCGAAUGUUUUCCGCCCCGCCACCCGAAACGUACCCACCGCCAUUCGUCUACGGUCGGCUGGACCUCCAGUAAUGCGCCAGCCGUCCGCUUUUAGUAACCAGGGCCUUCGCUCCUCAUCCAUCGGCUCGUCCGGUCUGAACAAUUUGGACAUGUACCACAGUAAUGGCAGCGGCAAUCCGUCCUCCAGUCAUCUGCACGCGGCCAUCAUCCAUUCGCACUCGCAGAGCAGCAGUAUCGGAACGGCCAACGGCAGUCUGAGCAGCGGCGCCACCAGUUCGACGCCCAGCACCAGUACCAGUAACAGCGGCGGUCCGGCCAUGCCCAACGGGGCGCACAAUGUGGCCGGGGGAAUAUCCCGCAAGAAGAUCAUCAGUAAGAGUCAAGAAGCCGGCUUGAACCAUGAGGAAAUGAUCAAUGAGGAAGAGGAUGACGUCUGGUAUGAUAAGGAUGUGCUGUUCCGGCAUCAUCUGCGCGAAGUCUUGGAGAAAUGGCAGAGCAUCGAUGACGAAAUUUGGGGGAAAAUAAUCUGUAUGGAGAAGAAUCGUCGUGUGGCAAAAGCGUAUGCCCGUGUUCCUGUGUUGACGAUUAAUGGAGGCGAAGACGGUUUUGAUGGAUAUCGGAUCGGCUUGUCGGGAUUCGAGAACCCGAAACGCCAUCCGGAUACUACACAAUCAAAGAAGCUGAUUGGUCAAGGCAUCAAAUUGAAAAUGGAUAACGACGGCAACAUACUGGUGCGCCGCGCGAGUCCCGCGGCCGUUUACGUGCGCAAUACCACGGGAAGUUUCCAAGAUGACAACUGCUUCUCAUCGGAAGUGAUCAAACUGCAGGGACAACUGGAAGCCGAUAAACCGUUUAAGGUAUUCGAUAUGAAACGCUUCACACUGAACAUCGCCAAAGAGAUGAAAGGUGCUUAUCCCGACCGGCGCAAACUGGAACUGCAGUGCUUUACGAACAUUGCCUUUGCCCAGCAAGAAGCCGAUCACUUGGAGACACCCUGCUGGAUUAUGGUUAUUAAUAUCGUCGCUUUAGAUAUGCUCAAAAAUAAACUGCCCACACAAGCAGUGCCAAGCGGAACUCACACACGAGGACUGUCCGUACAGCCGCGGAUGCCGGCAAUGAUGGAAAAUGUCCAUACGAAGCGCUUUCUUUCUACACCCCGUGAUGAACAUUAUCCCCGAUUACUACAACAGCAGCUGCAUUCCGUAAAUGACAUAACACUUGCCGAGUUAUUACAUAACGGUAAUGAUCGUCCACAUGGAACCGACCAUUACGACUACAUGGAUACAAAAAGUGGCGAGUACGUUGACGAUAUGGAUGAUCGCGCCAGUGUUUCGACUUACAACUUCAUUCCGGGCUACCGGCCAUCGUCCAGUCUGUUGCCGGGUGAUUACGAUGUGAUGCACACGGCGCUGCCGGGAACAACCCGCAACUUCCGAGCGCCACUGCACGCGCAUGUCGGACAGGAUGGUCUGUACCGAACGAUGGAACAGCAACAUUAUCCAGAUGCUUAUUUUGCCGAUAUGGCGAAUGCCGGACUGGCCGGCUACGGUAUCACUUCCCCGGUGGGCGGAAGUCCCAACGGCGGCUACCGUACCCCGCUGCCACUGGGUCUGGCCGGCCAGCACGCCGCCACCGAGCCCAACUUCAAGAUGGCCACCGGACGGAACUUCGCGGCGACACCGGCACUGCAGCGCUUCGCACCGCAUCACCGUCACAGCCGCAGUUAUGAUUCCGGGCUGGAGUCGGACAUGACCAGUUCCAGCGAUGAGACUGAUUAUAAUCGCUGGACCUGCUACAGUCGCUUACACAUGCUGCCGCAUGCACGAACCAUUAAUCUGUCGGGCGCAACCGCUGUUCCACGACUGCAACCGGAAUGGGAAUAAAAAUUAUAUCUUGUACUAUAAUAUCUGCGCUGCAGCCGGUUAUACGCGUGGCUCCCGUGAGGAAUUUUGUGAUACGCUUGGGGUUGGAUCAUAAUGGUUUUAACAUUGUUUUAUAAAUUGGCAUUACUCUACUUCUCUCCUACACAAUUUCAAAAAAUAGCGGGAAACAUGAAACGGCCCAAAUUACUGCAACGGAAUUUGCCGGCUCGUCGGAAUACUCUUUUUCGGGAACGUUGACUAUCUUUGCCGGUUCAUCUGGACAACGCUGGAUCACAGCGGGAAUCUCCUGUUGGGAAAAAUGUUCCUGUUUAAGCUUCAAAAGGGAUGUGUCUGGGAUUUAACCAAAGACGGAAUUUUUGGAUUUUGUUUAUACUGAUUAAUCUGUUCAACUAUACUCUUUGUGUAAUUUUGAAUCGUGUGUGGUGUGGCGGACGUUACGCCGUUUUUUUUUGCCGGGGAUGUAAUGUGUUUAUACUGAUUGUGCUGCUUUUCGCUGAUUUUUGCUGAUCGCGUACGCCACUGGCGUUAACCAUCCGCUUUGAGCUUUAUUUUUUGCCCGUGCAGCAGAUGCGCAUGAUACCAUACAUAAUAGUGCUACUGGGUCAUAAUUUUUCUUAUAGCGAUUUAUUCAUGUUUGGAGCUUUAUUAUCUCGUUCUUCAUGCUUUUAUUGCAAUAAAAUGUUUAAAAAGCAGAAA